Molecule: messenger RNA, 1278 nt
Organism: Cylindrotheca closterium
Lineage: Eukaryota; Bacillariophyta; Bacillariophyceae; Bacillariales; Bacillariaceae
Source: the annotation of a GenBank genome assembly
AUGAGAAUUUCCUUCACUGUCACAGUAUUUGCUCUUCUAAACGGAUGCGCCGUUCAAGGCUUUACGACGGCGCCAAGGAGAUCCUCCUCGUCUCGCACCGUUUCGUCGUUGUCGUCAGCUCCUAGCGAAGAAGAUCAAGCCAAACGCAUGCAAGAAAUACUAGCCGAAGAGGCCAACAAUAAAACAAACAUGAAGGCAGCAGCUCAAGCAAUGAAGAACAUCAAGCCAGAGGAUAUGAACCGAAUGCUUGAGGAAAUGGAAAACAUGAAUCCCCUGCAACAGGGUGCUCUGAAGGCAAUGGGAAUGGAUCCAGCAAUGAUGAAGAAGACCAUGGAAAUGAUGAGAGACAACCCAAAAAUGGUUGAGUCAGCUCAGAAGCUUAUGGAAAACAUGUCACCCGCUGAACUCUUGGAGCAAAGCCAGGCUGCCCAAAAGCGAAUGGCUAAUAUGACCCCUGAAGCUUUGGAAGAAACUAGUAAAGCUAUCGGUGAGAUCCCCCAGGAACAGCUGGAUCAAGCAGUUGGGAUAAUGAAGGAACAGCAAGUACUAAAAUCUGAAGAGACAGCUGUUCCGUCAGUCGGACCAACAUCGGAUGAUAACGAAGUUAUUGACAGCAUGUUCAAGGUGGCCGAGCUAAUGUCGGAACCAGCUACAGGUGGAUGUACCUUCGCUGGAUUUGCUUCGUUGCCUGUGAUCCAAAUGCUUUCUGGUGACCGUGAAUUUGAUCUCUCACCAAAGGAACUUCGAGAAUGCUGGGCGGACGGUGCAUUGGGUGCAUCUCGAGUUGAUCGCGAAGGUUUUGAACGAGUAUGGAAGGAAGUCCAAGACUACUUUGAAGAUGACAUUAUGGGAGAAGCACGAAAAGAGGCCAAGAAGAGAGUCCAAAAGAAAGCUCGACCAACUGAGGCAAGCUCCGCGUCCGCCCCCACUCCCACAACUACUAUUGGCGAAGGCUUGAACCCGGACCAAAUUAAGGGCAUCAAUGAGAAAGUGAAGAACCUGUCGGAUAAUGAAGUAGAUGCCGUCCUUGACCAAAUGGACAAGAUGGGACCAGCUGAAGAAGCCCGUAUGAAGGCCAUGGGCGUGGAUCCAUCGAUCAUGAAGAAAACAGCGGAAAUGAUGAAGAGUAAUCCGAUGAUGCGCAAGGCAGCUCAAGAAAUGAUGAAGAACAUGUCGCCAGAGCAAAUGCUUGAAGCAAGUAAGCAAGCCCAACAGCAAAUGCAAGGAAUGUCAAAAGAAGACAUUGAAAAGGCGAUGGAUCUAAACAGAAAAAAAUAG